Eptesicus fuscus (big brown bat) is the source of this 573-nucleotide messenger RNA. RefSeq names its product gap junction alpha-3 protein-like. Gene Ontology annotation, cellular component: connexin complex. NCBI's taxonomy places the organism in Eukaryota, Metazoa, Chordata, Mammalia, Chiroptera, Vespertilionidae. Gene Ontology annotation, biological process: cell communication. The record is from RefSeq and is a predicted model, not a curated record. The transcript has 3 exons. Bases 1 to 573 code for a protein of 190 amino acids.
AUGCUGGUGGAGAUAAAGGGUAAGAGUGCCUGGUCAUUCCUGGGCGGGCUCCUGGCCCAAGUGCAGAACCCUGCCACCGUGGUGGGCAAGGUGCAGCUCACUGUCCCCCUGGUUUUCCGCAUUCUGCUGGUCACCCUGAUCGCAAGGGAACAAAGAGUAGCUGUGGAGAGGGAGUACCUGCUGGGCAGAUUGCAAAAGCUGGCAUCUCGGGGAGCCCUGCAGAGACCUAGCCUGAGGUGCCUGGGGUCUUCUCAGUUCUUAAAGGGACAGCUUCUGGUGGGAGAGAGAAUUCUCCCCAAAGGCCUGGGGGCUGUAGACAGGAAGCCCAGCCUACGGUCGCACAGGGGCUUGGCCAUCUACAUUGCCCACGUGGUGCUACGGGCCUUUAUGGAGCUGGCCUUCCUGGUGGGGCAAUACUAUCUGUUUGGGUUUGAUGUUCCAUACUUGUUUCACCACCACUCCUACCCCUGUCCCACUAGUACCAACUGCUUCGUGUCCAGGGCCACAGAGAAAAUGAUCUUCCUGGACUUCAUGUUCGGGGUGGGGGUGAGCUGCUUCCUCCUAAAGACCUAG